AUGGAAGCGAACAUCACGCCGAAGAUCGCCUUCAGCAAUCUCUUCAAUGGCGCCGAAGAGCAUGCCGCGAACGGCAGCGCUGCGAUGAAGCGGAGCAAGACCAUAAAGCGAGAGAAGACUGUUCAUUUGUUUGCGGCGUCAUCUCAGAACCUUUCUGAAUAUGAAGAUGCCAACCAUGACAACGAUAAGGACAUCGAAAAGGAAGAGCAGGGCAGGACGGCUCUCUUCUACCCGGACUUUCCAUGGGGCGUGGAGGGGUUGUCAGGGCGUAAGAGCUCGAUCGUGCUGAUAUUGUUCGAUGUGCUCUCCGUGCUUUCCUGCUUGUAUGUUGCAGGGACGGUCCCUUACGUCGUCGGGUUCGCUGGAGUCAUCAAGAACGCAGGACAAUGCGUGUUCUACGGUACAGACAGCGAGACCCGAUGGUUAGCUGGGUUGGACGUCAUCACAGAUUUUGUCUUCUGCUGUGACAUCGUGCUGCACUUCUAUACAGCAAGAUGGGUGCUGAUCUCGGACGGGCUGCAGCGUUGGGUCCUGGUGGAUGACCUGCAGGAGAUUCGCGACCUCUACCUUAAGAACGAGUUCAUCUAUGAUGCUUUCGGGCAAAUUCCCUGGCACUACAUCGACUGUAUCAUCCCUAGCGCCCCCCAGGAGCUCAAGGCCCUGCGUCUUUUUCGUCUUCUCAAGUUGUCAGGCAUGAAUCGGCUGGAGGCCCGCGUGCUGCGCCUAGGAGGAGAUUACCGCUCCUUGCGCUUCAUCUAUCCUCUCAUUAAGCUCAUCGUCAUCAUCAUGGUAUUUGCUCACUGGAUGUGCUGCCUCUGGUUCUGGGUCGGCUUUCCCGACGGCUGGACGGUCAACCAAGGGAUCGUCGCGGGCAGCAGCAAACUUCCGCAGGAGGCUUACUAUGAGUGGAUCACAGCCUUCUACUGGUCCAUCACGACAAUGACGACGAUUGGCUACGGCGACAUCUCAGCCACGACCUCCAACGAGCGAACGCUGGCAGUAGUCACAAUGAUCCUGGGAUGCGGCAUGUUUGCGUGGACGACGGGAAGGAUCACGUCUCUUCUCACCUCCUCUUCCUCUUGCACUCGUCGUUUCAUGGAGAAGAUAGACGAGCUGCAGGAGUUCAUGGAGGCGAGGGGGAUAUCGCUCGGGCUGCGGAAGGAGCUGUUUCAGUUCUACUACGUCAAGUUCCCAGCCCGCGUGAUGUUCGACGAGGCUUUCCUUCUACAAGACAUCCCGAAGGACCUGAGGAGAAAAAUUUAUCUUGAGCUAUUUAGAGACGUGGUCAAGACCGUCCCACUCUUCGCCAUGUGCGACGAGGACGUGCAGCAGGAGAUUUGCUACCACCUGCGGCUCAGCUUCGUGUCCCCGGGAUCCAUCAUUAUGAAGGAGGACGAAGUUCCGACCCAUCUCUACGUCGUUCGCAUCGGCCGAGUGGAACUGAGCAAGAAGUCGUCGACGCUCAUGAUAGCGGAGAAGGGAGCGAUCUUCGGGGAGAACGCCAUCUUCGGCCUCUCUCCCACUGGGAGGAGAACCCGCACUGCAUGCGCUCUGACUAUGUGCGAGCUCUGUAUGUUGUCGGUGGACGACGUCCGGUUUCUCCUCGAGGAGAAGAAGAGCUUCUCGUACACGCUUCAGAACCUCCUCACCUCUCACUUCAGCUCAUUGCAGGUGUUUGUCUGGCACUCACAUCUCCUCUCUUCCUCCUCCUCCUGUCCAGUUUGCUGUCUCACCCUUCUCGUCUUCCCAUGA
Messenger RNA from Guillardia theta CCMP2712, 1752 nucleotides. RefSeq lists its product as hypothetical. NCBI's taxonomy places the organism in Eukaryota, Cryptophyceae, Pyrenomonadales, Geminigeraceae. The transcript is spliced from 7 exons. Bases 1 to 1752 code for a protein of 583 amino acids. Gene Ontology annotation, molecular function: voltage-gated potassium channel activity. Gene Ontology annotation, biological process: potassium ion transmembrane transport; regulation of membrane potential. The record is from RefSeq and is a predicted model, not a curated record. Gene Ontology annotation, cellular component: membrane.